AUGGUGAUCUCUUCUGGUACCGGAUACGGUUACCUCGAUCAAGCUAUGGGGACAUUGUCUCAAUAUCCAGCACUUAUGGUUGGAUAUGCUGUGUUCACGUUAUUUAUGGUACUCAUUGACAUUAAUCAAAGUGUUUCAUAUAAGCUUGGACUUCAAGGGAAAUCUUUAUUUGAGUUUGAUCUUAAUCGUAUAUCACUUUAUGUUAUUGUCCAUCGAAACUUAUUCCAUUGGCUUAUCAAUACCGUUACGUUGAUGCCAUUACUUUGGAAAUUUGAACCAAAAUUUGGUACUAUUCUGACUGGAGUUACUCUCAAUUUAUUGGCAGUGGUUGCAGCAAUUCAAUAUUGCAUUGUUUGUCAGAUUUUGGGAAUUCAUCAAGAAGAUUAUGUUAUUGGAUCUUCUGGAAUUUGUUUCCUGUUUUUCACAUAUAAUUGUUAUAUGGAUCAUUUCACUCAUCCUGUCAUUCACACAUUUAGAUAUUUAGGAAGAGAAUUCAAAGUUAAAGCAUUACAUUUCCCAUUCAUUGUAUUGGCUAUAUGUUUUGUUCUAUUACCUGAUAGUUCCUUUUUAGGUCAUUUAUGUGGUAUUCUGAGCGGGUUCUUGUUAGGAAGAGGUUAUUUAAAAGUCUUAUAUCCACCUUCUAAAGCUUUACUCUUUAUUGAACAGAAAUUGGCUACACCAAUCUCAAUGUUAACUCCCUUGGUUACUUAUUAUAAGGAAGAACAAGUUAUGAAUUCUAGAGUUCAUGGACCUCCAUCUUCAGUAGUUGAUAUUGAGGCUAAUCUUCCUGGUACUAUUCGUCCUUCACCACCACCUCAAAGAACUCAAUUCGAGCUGGAAUCAAGAGUCUUGGGCUCAUAG
Molecule: messenger RNA, 861 nt
Organism: Lizanozyma spartinae
Lineage: Eukaryota; Fungi; Ascomycota; Pichiomycetes; Serinales; Debaryomycetaceae
Gene: RBD2
Product: putative rhomboid protease
Exons: 1
Coding region: 1-861 (286 amino acids)
Cellular component (GO): membrane
Molecular function (GO): serine-type endopeptidase activity
Source: RefSeq, a predicted model, not a curated record